AUGGACGCCGCCUGCAGCUGCCUGGAAGCGGCGCGAUUUGAACGCUGCCUGGAAGCGGCGCGAUUUGAACGCUGCCUGAGGCUGGAAGGGGGACUGGCGGGCGUCGGGACCCCCGCGCUCCGCCCGGGGCCACACCCUGCCCAGGUCCGCCCCGCGCCGGGGCUGACACCCGGGAGCGGCGCGUGCUACCCGAGGAAACGCCACCACCCGCAACCCGCAUUCCCACGGCCUCGGGCGCAUGGCGAGCCCUUGGCAGUGCGCCUUUAUGGGACCCCUUUAAGGCCGGCGGAGGCAUCUCGCAGCCGGCGUGAAGCGUCCCGUCCGGCGGAGCGGGUAACUCCACAGGGGAUCCCUCCGCGCGUUAUCUCGCCUCUUCUUGCUGCCUCUCCGCGCACUGGCGGGGUGCGAAAAUGCCUCGCCAGGGCGCACCGGGGCAGCAGCCUCGGCGGCGGCGGCGGCGACGGCAGCGGGAACGGUGGGAGGGGAACGCGGGGGGGGCGAGACUCCGGCGGGGGCAGUCCAGCCGCAGCCUACCAGGCCGCCCGCCCCCCUCCUCCGCAUCCUCCGCCACCUCCGCCGCCUCCCCCCUGCGGCGGGAUUGCCUGUCACCGGGAGCCCGCGAAGUUUUACGGAUACGAUAACUUACAGAGACAGCCGAUUUUUACGACCCAGCAAGAGGCCGAGCUGGUACAAUAUCCUGACUGUAAAUCGUCCAGUGGUAAUAUUGGCGAGGACCCAGACCACUUAAAUCAGAGCUCGUCUCCUUCUCAAAUGUUUCCCUGGAUGAGACCACAAGCAGCUCCUGGUAGAAGAAGAGGAAGACAAACCUACAGUCGUUUCCAAACCCUAGAGCUGGAAAAGGAAUUCCUUUUUAACCCUUAUCUGACCAGGAAGAGAAGAAUCGAGGUUUCCCACGCCCUAGCCCUCACUGAACGACAGGUGAAAAUCUGGUUCCAGAACAGGAGAAUGAAGUGGAAAAAGGAGAACAACAAGGACAAAUUCCCAGUUUCCCGACAGGAGGCAAAGGAUGGGGAAACCAAAAAGGAAGCUCAAGAACUGGAGGAAGACAGAGCUGAGGGCCCGACAAAUUAA
This is a messenger RNA of Trichechus manatus latirostris (Florida manatee), 1092 nucleotides long. It is a transcript of the gene HOXD8, whose product is annotated as homeobox D8. Gene Ontology annotation, molecular function: DNA-binding transcription factor activity, RNA polymerase II-specific; RNA polymerase II transcription regulatory region sequence-specific DNA binding. The transcript has 4 exons. NCBI's taxonomy places the organism in Eukaryota, Metazoa, Chordata, Mammalia, Sirenia, Trichechidae. The record is from RefSeq and is a predicted model, not a curated record. The coding region runs from base 1 to 1092 and encodes 363 amino acids. Gene Ontology annotation, biological process: regulation of transcription by RNA polymerase II. Gene Ontology annotation, cellular component: nucleus.